UAAGUAAAAAAAUGACUCUCUCGUAUUUUAUUUGUAUAUAUCCGUUAAUUUUUUAAAUCUUUCGUUUUUUCGCACUUUCACUCCAUAUGCGAAACACGCCAAGCAAGCAUUUUCAAAUGAGAUUGUACCACGUUAUCAGCCAGUAUCCGUUGAUAACGAGCAAAACUCAUAUUGCUCUUAUACAUAUCGGCUCGAUCCUGCAGAACUGAUUGAGUUAUCCGAGCGAAGGAUCGAAUCUUACGACAGUUGCGUGUGCGUUUUUGCGCUUUACCGUAUUCGUACAAAUUUCUUUGCCCAUUCACACGAGUUGCAAAUUUAACAGUUGCGGACAUAUCUCUCCGUGAAUUAGCUUCCCUCGAUUCGAUCGGGUCGCGCGAAUCUUGAUGUUUAAAUUACAUCAGCAUAAUCAAAGACUUCACGCGCAUCGCUCAGUGUUCCUUUUUAUCGCCGAGGAUUGACAAAAUCGCCGUUCUAUUUGUUAAAUAUAAUAAAACACCUUUCUUUCAUGCCGUGACAUCAAUGUCCCGCGAUGUUGUUGCGAGGAAUCGCAUUCGCGGAAGCGCGCCGCAAUUCAGCGCGGCGCGUCUUCAAAAGCCGCGACAAGACGCAAGGAUGCGAGAGGGACGCCGCAUCGGAUCUUUCCCACGGUGGAUCUUUGGCCCGACACGUGCGCAUGGAGAUGAUGGCUUAUCAGCCCUUGGAGGUGCCGCUAUCCUCCAUUUUUUCAAAUUCCUUUGAAAGCGAGGCGAUAUCGCUCUUCGCUACAGCGUCCAAGCUGGCCACCGUGGAAGAUGAGGGUCCAAAGCGACCCGAAGGCCCCAUCCGACCAUCCGCCGCCUCCCUGAAAGUUUCACCCACGGCGAGGGCAAUUCUCCAGGCAUCAAGGUCAUCGAAGAAGUUAGUUACUCCCGUUAGUACACGCGACGCUGAGACCAUCACGGAUGUAUGCAGCGGCGAGGAACUGCCAGAAGUCGAGAUAAUCAGCCUGCUAGAAGAACAAAUACCAAGAUAUCGUCUCCGGGCCGACACCUUAACGCAAUUCCAAGGAUACGAGAACGCCGAUUGGUUUAUCCCAGCGCCUGCUCUCAAAUCAGAGGACGUCGAUUUGAAAUUAUCGCCGGAUCAGAUCCGGGAGACUCUUAACUACUUUAAUCCUUACGGAAGAUAUUUAUGCACAGUCAGGUCAACCGUUUUUAUGACUAUCGACGAAUAUGGGUGAGAAAUGCAUCCAAGAUGUACCAGUCUAUUUAAUAAUUGGUACAUGAAAGUAUUCUGUUCUCUUUUUCUCUACCGCUAUUCCAUCGUCGAGCUUUUCGUCACUUCAUCUCGCUUGCACGUAUUUUAUCAAAGGACUC
Molecule: messenger RNA, 1355 nt
Organism: Acromyrmex echinatior (Panamanian leafcutter ant)
Lineage: Eukaryota; Metazoa; Arthropoda; Insecta; Hymenoptera; Formicidae
Gene: milt
Product: trafficking kinesin-binding protein milt
Biological process (GO): mitochondrion distribution; vesicle transport along microtubule; protein targeting
Cellular component (GO): cytoplasmic vesicle; mitochondrion
Molecular function (GO): myosin binding
Source: RefSeq, a predicted model, not a curated record